AUGCAAACUCAACGCCUGUUAACACGUGUCGAGGGAUUAAGCAAUCGAUUCAAUGAUGUUAUCUAUAAAUCGCCCCAACAUUUGACACCAAAUGCAACCAAUGGUCACAUUGUCUGCUAUUUUGGCGGAGAUGUGCAGGACUUGAGGCAUCAUAUGGUGGACAACACGACGGGUGAAGACCGCAGCCAUCUGUUGGCCUAUUGUCUGGAAAGCGUGACAUCCAUUAUAUCCGACAAAUUCACCGCAAGUCAUGUGUUUGCGAUUCGCGCGAAUCGGUUCCACAACAAGACUUACGCCGUUUACGACAACUUCGUUGUCUCCGAUGUCUUCGGGUCUCCCAAACACGAGUUCUCCAAACAAGCGUUGACUCACUUAAGACUACUUCUACUCAAUUGUUUCAAUCAAUUGGAUCUCAAUUUAGACUUCAAAGGAGAUCACAAAUUAGCGGUCAUUGGAUUCAGCAAAGGAUGUGUUGUUUUGAAUCAGUUGUUGUACUCAUUUUACGUCAGUUUAGACGACACAGAGCUUAAGGACCUGAUCUCGAGGAUAGAGUGCAUGUAUUGGUGCGAUGGCGGACACUCGGGAAGCGCUCAAACUUGGGUCACGUGUCAACCGGUGCUCAACCAUUUCGCUACACUCGGUAUCGGCGUUCAUAUCAAUGUCAGUCCGUAUCAAGUCUUGUGUCCGUUCCGGCCGUGGGUUCGCUUGCUUCUCUUCUAUAAAAAGUUUAGCGAAGACUUACUCAUCAAUGAAUCCAAUAUCGUUUACAUCAAACUAUUUCAUGCCUUCAAUCAAAACCUGAACUACGAGUCGAGGGCUUUGAUCACAAUUAAUGGCCUCAACAACAGUCCAUUGAUAAGACAGGAACCGCUCUCUAUUGAGUCCAUCGCUGCCCUCAAACAAAGCUCGAGCGAAGGAUCCAAUUAUUAUCUGAAAGCGGUUGCCAUCAAGUCUUUGGAGAACGAGAAUUCGGUCAAGUCUUCGACCACUUUUAUUAGUGCUUGUUCGCUUUACGAGUCCUCCCUCUCCGACAUUCUGGUCGUAACCCUCGACCCGAACGGCCAGUUCUUGUCAUUGAGUGCAUCCACUCUUAAUCCUCAAUGCGUUUCUUCGGUGAAGAGUUCAUUGGCGACGAAAUUAACUAAUUUUAACACAACUGUUGUGGUUAUGCCUACCGUUGUCUCCAAUGGGUAUAUUUAA
Molecule: messenger RNA, 1200 nt
Organism: Medioppia subpectinata
Lineage: Eukaryota; Metazoa; Arthropoda; Arachnida; Sarcoptiformes; Oppiidae
Source: the annotation of a GenBank genome assembly